AUGGAGGGGAGCGGCGGCGGCGGCGGCGACCACUUCAUCCUCGUCCACGGCCUCGGCCACGGCGCGUGGUGCUGGUACAAGCUGGUGCCGAUGCUGCGCGCCGCGGGGCACCGCGUCACCGCGCUGGACAUGGCGGCGUCGGGCGUGCACCCGGCGCGCAUGGACGAGGUGCCGUCCUUCGAGGACUACUCGCGGCCGCUGCUCGACGCCGUGGCCGCGGCGCCGGCCGGCGAGAGGCUGGUCCUGGUCGGGCACAGCCUCGGCGGGCUCAACAUCGCGCUCGCCAUGGAGAGGCUCCCGCGCAAGGUCGCCGCGGCCGUGUUCCUCGACGCGUGCAUGCCGUGCGUCGGCCGGCACAUGGGCGUCACCAUGGAGGAGUUCUCCAGAAGAACCACGCCGGAUUUUUUCAUGGACAGCGAGAGGAUGGUUCUGGAGACGAGCGAGGGCCCUCGAGCUGCACUCGUGUUUGGCCCCAAAUUGUUGGCAGCAAAACUGUACGGUCGAAGCCCAGUUGAGGACCUGACGCUGGCCACGAUGCUGGUGAGGCCCGGCCGCCAGUUCGGGGACGACGCGAUGGUGAAGGACGAGACGCUGCUCACCGACGCCAACUACGGGUCGGUGAAGAAGGUGUACGUGGUGGCCAUGGAGGACGCUGCUUUCUCCGAGGACAUGCAGCGCUGGAUGGUCGACCUGAGCCCCGGCACGGAGGCCGUGGAGAUCGCCGGAGCCGACCACAUGGCCAUGUUCUCCAAGCCCAGGGAGCUCUGCGAUGUUCUGCUCGGGAUCGCCAGCAAGCAUGACUGA
Messenger RNA from Triticum turgidum subsp. durum (durum wheat), 804 nucleotides. NCBI's taxonomy places the organism in Eukaryota, Viridiplantae, Streptophyta, Magnoliopsida, Poales, Poaceae. The record is from the annotation of a GenBank genome assembly.